AUGGAAAUGCAGGCCAUCUUUUCUCUGAAGGAAAAAUCUGUGGCUCAGGUAACAUUUGUAAUUCCCUGCAUUAUUCUCUUUGAAUCCCUUCUUAUUUUCUCGGGAAACUCUUUCACCACAUUCGCGUUUUGGAAAAACCGUGGCAAACUGAAGCGGACCUCAUUUCUUCUCAUAAACCUGGCCGUGGCGGAUCUUCUUGUUGGACUCAGUCAGAUGAUAAUAACUGGAGGGUUUUACAUUCCAGAUUCUUUCCAAACCAACAUUACUUCUGGUGAGGAUAAUUUGAAACAUUCACUUCUAGGUGGUUACCAACUAAGUUUGCCUUUUGCAUCAGUUUUCUUCCUCGUUCUCAUCUCACUGGAACGUGCCUACGCUCUCAUUUGGCCCCUUCGCCAUCGAGUAGCAAGCAUCAGAGGCUAUAUUUACAGCGCUAUCUUUGUGUGGGGUGCUGCAAUAGCUCUCCAGGUAGGGAAUUUGUUAAUGUUGUUCUUCCACUUCUCGGAAAUUGACCACUGGAUGAUUGCAGUAUGGUCCAUUGCGGCUUUAUCGCUGAUCGUAAUUUGUGCCUGCUAUGUGGCGAUACGAGCUAAACUCAGUUCCAGUAGAUUGGUGUCAGUUGCUAGCAAGGACAAUUCACUGGAACAGAACAAGAAACUCUCCAGGACUUUGUUUAUUGUGAUAGGCGCCUCUCUUGUCUGUUGGGGCUCGAGUAGUGUUGCCCAUUUUAUUUUUCAUCAGUGUUCCGGCUGUUUUUCUAAACACGUACUCUACAGUUUUUACAUAUUCCAUUUGGCAAAUUCUUUGGUGAAUCCUGUCAUUUAUAGUUUUAGAUUUCCCAUGUUUCGAGAAACUUUAAGAGAAAUACUAUCACUUAAAACUUCUGAACGACUUAGAUUUAAACCAAACAGGGCUUCUGAGUUAGUAACUGUCGAUGACAAAUUCAUAGAGACAGGUGUUUAUGUGCAAGAAGGAAUAGUAAAAUCAUAG
This is a messenger RNA of Pocillopora verrucosa, 987 nucleotides long. Lineage: Eukaryota; Metazoa; Cnidaria; Anthozoa; Scleractinia; Pocilloporidae. The record is from RefSeq and is a predicted model, not a curated record.